Molecule: messenger RNA, 864 nt
Organism: Momordica charantia (bitter melon)
Lineage: Eukaryota; Viridiplantae; Streptophyta; Magnoliopsida; Cucurbitales; Cucurbitaceae
Source: RefSeq, a predicted model, not a curated record
AUGAGGAGGUUGGGGUUCUGUUCCAGAUGGAUUGAGUUGCUUAUGCACUGCAUGGAGUCAGUUGAAUUCUCAGUCCUCAUAAACGGUGUCCCUGGACCUUCUUUCAAGCCAAAUCGAGGCCUUAGACAGGGAGAUCCCUUAUCUCCUUACAUUUUUCUUUUUUGCUCUGAGGGUUUCUCUGCGCUUCUCACUAGAGAGGAGGAGAAAAACCAUUUUAGUGGCUAUAGAGGCCUUCCCUCACAGGUUAACAGGAAUCGAUGUCAAGUUUUCAAUUCGUUGAAAGAUAGAUUAUGGAAGGCUCUCCAAGGGUGGAAAGGGAAACUUUUUUCGUUGGGCGGGAAGGAAAUUCUCAUCAAGGCUGUGGCUCAGGAAAAUCCAUUGGCAAAGUUGGAAACGCCUUUGUGUAAAAAAGGAUCAAGGGGGCAUGGGAUUCAGGGAUAUUGGAAUUUCAAUCAGGCAAUGUUAGCCAAGCAAAGUUGGAGAAUUUUGAGACAUCCUACGAGCCCUCUUGUGAAAACUCUUCGAGGAAAAUAUUUUAGGACUGGAUCUUUCCUAAAGGCAAAGCUAGGGAAUUCGCCCUCUUAUGCAUGGAGAAGUAUUCUUUGGGAGCGUGAGCUUUUUGAGAAAGGUUAUCAAUGGAGAGUGGGAAAUGGCUAUAGCAUUUCGAUAGGCUUAGACUCCUGGAUCCAUAGGGACAGCCCUUAUAGGCCUGUUUUCACCCCUUCUUCAAUUUUUGAGCACCUGGUGGCUUGGCUAAUGACUGAACGGGGCAGAUGGAAUGAGCAUAAGAUCAGAGAUAACUUCAUUAUUUCGGAGGCCGAACAAAUUCUGAAAAUUCCUCUUCCUAGGGAGGAUUAUGGAUGA